AAAAAUAAAUAAUAAUAAAUAGAAACAGAAAAUAAAUAAAAAUAAAACGCUCUGAAAGUAUAAAUCGUUUUCUGGAGAGGAGAAAAGACAAAGAGAGGUCAAUAUUUGCAACCUUUCAGUAGUUUAAAUGCCUUUGCUUGGCUUGUAAUAAACCCACAAACACCCAUCGUUUCUUCUCUAUACCUCUGAUCUGAAGUUGCAGUUCUGAGUUCUUUGCUAUUCCACAGGCAUUGUGGGAGUUGGCAACAGAAUUGAGGGCUUCAACUUGCUGAUACAUCAGCUCCAACACAAAUGGAUAAGAAUAUAGGUGACGAUGCAGAAGGUCAGAGAAAUAGUCUUGAGCUGACGAAAUCAAUUUCUGAUAAGCAUCUUGAUCUUUUAAGGCCAUCUUCCCGCUAUUAUUCCAUAUUUAAAGGACAAGCUGUAGAUGCAGUGGACCGUGAAAAAGGCAAGUACACUCUUCUUAGAGACGUAGAAGACUUUCAAGUUGGGAUUUUUGACAAACCUCUUCCUUGCUUUGGCUGUGGAAUAGGAUGGUUCUCUUUUCUUUUGGGGUUUCUAUGCCCGCUGAUGUGGUACUAUGCUACAAUUCUUUACUUUGGAAACUGCUACCGCAAAGAUCCCAGAGAGCGAGCAGGCCUAGCUGCUUCUGCAAUUGCUGCAAUGGCAUGUUCGGCCGUGUUGUUGAUCAUACUGGCUUUUCGUCUAUUUUAGCCCUGGUUGCACUCCUUCCAUCCAAGCCUCCAAGACCCCUUCAAGCAUUGCAAUAUAGAAAUUGAAUUUUGAAGGAGAUGCCCCAUGUGUGUAGAAAAUAAGGUUCCCGGCAUGAGAAAAAGUAAAAUUGUUUGUUACAAGAUGUUCCAAGAAUCCCAGAUAUCUAUACUAAAAGCUGUACAUGACAAACAACCAAAACUGCCGAUCUAUCUAGAGAAAUUGUUUUAUUGAACUCUGGGAUUGUACACAAAAUUUCAUUAGUUUACAUUACCUGAGCUGCGAGAUUUGAGGCUUUGUUUUUGUGUGCAAGAAACCCAGUGGUUCAUAAUCAGAAUAAGGUAUUUAUUUGCAAGUUA
Vitis vinifera (wine grape) is the source of this 1070-nucleotide messenger RNA. RefSeq lists its product as uncharacterized. The record is from RefSeq and is a predicted model, not a curated record. The coding region runs from base 292 to 714 and encodes 140 amino acids. NCBI's taxonomy places the organism in Eukaryota, Viridiplantae, Streptophyta, Magnoliopsida, Vitales, Vitaceae. The transcript has 6 exons.